GUUUGGUGCAUUUCGAAUUCCACAGAGCCAGAGCGAAAAUAGAGUAGAGGCAAAAGUCGAAGUAAUUUUGUAAAUUGUAGUUCUUUCAUCAACGUUGCUGUCGUUGGUUCUGCUCUUCGUGAAGAUAACAUCAUUGUGUGUUAGAAUGUAGAUGAAGAUGGGUAAACGGCGCCAUUCGCAUUCAGUGGACGAUGAUUUCAUAGAAAGAGAUGUUGAAGUUGAAAGUGUCGAAGAUGGCGAUGAUAGCUGUGAGUCACCGCGUAAGAAGCACAAGAAGAGUAAGCACAAGAAACACAAGAAAAGUGCCGAUGGCGGCCACCACAGUGAACGCCACAGCGAACGCCACAGUGAACGCCACGGAGAUCGCCGUGAACACAAGAAAAAGAAGAAGGAGAAAAGGCACCGAGAGCAGGAGACAGAAGGGGGGUCCGGUGGCCUCAAACUCAAAAUCAAACUUGGUGGACACACAGUCUCAACUGCAAACACAGACAGGUUACUGCGCCUUCUUACAAUCAUGCUCUGUGAAUGGUUUCCUUUUUCUCCAUAGCCUAGCGAAGUCAGAAAUUUUCACCGAAGAGGAUGAUGACGAAACCGCCUCUGACGACGGAGAUAUAUUUGAGUUGGAAGAGAACCUGGUACAGGAAGAACAUGUUGGUCGCAAGGAGAAAGAGGAAGAUGGUGAUGAGGAGCAGAAGUGGCUAGCUGCACUGGAGGCAGGUGAGCUGGAUGAUAGUGGUCAGCUGCGUUCGGAGCGCCACAAACCGUUGACAGCCCGUCAGCGCUCACUGAAACAAGAGCAAAUAGGGUUUCAGGAAGAGCUGAUGGAGCUGCCAAUGCGUCGGAAAGAGAAAGAGGUCACUGAAGAAAUGCUUGCUAGACGAUCAGAAUUGGCGCGCAAACGUCGACUCAAACAACAAAAAGAGCAAGAAGAAAUUAAGAAACAAACAGUCAAGAAGCUGAUCACCAAGCAAAGCAAGAAAAAAGACGAUGAAAAGGAAACGGUGACAAAGCGACUUGCAGGACCACGUGUCCAGUAUUCCUCAACUGCUGACAGCAUUGCCCUUUCGUAUCCCGAAGGAUUCCAAUUUCCUCUUGCUAGCCAGCGGGCAAGGGAACCGCCAAAGCCCAAGCUAUGUGCAGCACAGAAUUGUGAGAAAGUGAAGAAGUAUGCUUGCUCCUCUAAUGGUCUACCCGUAUGCAGCCUUGCCUGUUAUAACGCUGUCAAGGAUCAGCCGGCUAUGCCCUCUGCCAUGCCGGCGGCAUAGCGCUGCAGUGCAGUAUAGUGACUGUGUGUCUACGGAUGUUGAUAUGUGUAUAAAAUAUGUAUUUCGAAGUACAUUGUACAUAAGUCAUUGAAUAUAAUCAUUGCAGCAGCAGACUGCUACUCUCUCUGUAUAUAUAGUUAUUAGGGCCAUUUUGGUUCUGGCCGUUCUCCAUGCCGACUGCUGUUUUGUGCUUGUAUAUACCGGUAUGAUGUUUAUACCUAUCGUCUUCUCUUUCGCAUAUGCAUUCAUUUACCUUUAAUGGUUCUGAGUCCACAAUAUGUACAUACUAGCUUCUGCAACCAGUAAAUCAGUCAUGUUUGCAUUGGAUUAGGAUUACCGGUAUGCACAACAUUUCUACAACUAUAAUUAUGUGUUUGUCAGCACCGGUGUUCAAGUUGGUUAUGCACAAGCUUGGUGUUCAGCGUGGCCGAAAAACUUCUGCCAGGAGAUUCAACACUUUUUUUUAUUUAGUCCGGUGUGUUGUGGUUUAGACAAGCAUCAUCAUUAGUUCCGUUCCUAAUCUGCACUAUGCCGCCACGCUGUACUUGUUUUCUUGAUGUACACGUCGCAUGUCUUCCAUACCAUGCCUUGUCAGGGUACAGAAACACUCACGACGCAAGAUUAAUGCUCGGCUCAAACGCCUUGGGGUAAUGCCAGCAGUCCAGGCUAUCGGACUUCUUAAUAAAAUUUGCUGCAGUGUUUUC
Sycon ciliatum is the source of this 1969-nucleotide messenger RNA. Its product is annotated as INO80 complex subunit B-like. The transcript has 10 exons. The record is from RefSeq and is a predicted model, not a curated record. NCBI's taxonomy places the organism in Eukaryota, Metazoa, Porifera, Calcarea, Leucosolenida, Sycettidae. Gene Ontology annotation, biological process: chromatin remodeling. Gene Ontology annotation, cellular component: Ino80 complex. The coding region runs from base 210 to 1265 and encodes 351 amino acids.